UAGAUUUAAAUUUUGAAUAUUACUGCAAAAUAACGGUUUAGAGUUUGUGAAGUUGUAUCUAUUAAGAAAUAUAUACAAGUUCAAACAAAGAAUUAAUUUUAACAAAAUUAAAAUAUAUUUAUAAAAAGAAAAAAAAAUAAAAAUGAAGUCUGUACGCGUGAAACCACCAGGUUCAACUCGUAAGCCAACAAAUCGUCCAAGGGGCAAUAAUAUAUUAUCUAAGGAUCCAGUGCAAGUUUAUUGUCGUUUAAGGCCAAUGCAAUAUUCUACUGAUAUAUCAUGUAUGAAAGUUACAUCUGAUACAACUGUGGUUAUUACACCUCCAGAAUCAGCAACAAAUUUUCGUAAUUCUAGCAAUAAAGAAAUUCAGACAACAUUUAGUCAUGUAUUUACACCAGAUGCAACGCAAAAAGAUGUUUUUAAUAUAGUUGCCCUUCCAUUAGUUGAAAAUGUCAUUCGUGGUAGAAAUAGCCUUUUAUUUACAUAUGGUGUAACAGGAAGUGGUAAAACAUAUACUAUGACUGGCGAAUCUCAAGAUGCAGGAAUAAUGCCACGUUGUCUUGAUGUUAUUUUUAAUAGUAUUGCUAAUUACCAAACAAAAAAAUUUAUUUUUAAACCAGAUAAAUUAAAUGGUUUUGAUAUACAAAAUGAAGCUGAUGCAAUGCUCGAUAGACAAAACGAACUUCAUGCUGGGCUUAUGUCACAAAGAAAUGGAAAGUCAGGCAAAUUACGUAAAGUAGAAAGUGAUGGUGAUAGUAAUCCAAUAAUUCAUGACAUUGAGGAAUCGGAAACAAUACAAGUAGAUCAAGAUAAUGUCUAUGCUGUAUUUGUUACUUAUGUUGAAAUUUAUAAUAAUAGUGUAUAUGAUUUAUUAGAAGAUGAAGAUAUUAGAACUAAAACAUUACAGAGUAAAAUAGUUAGAGAAGAUGGAAAUAAGAAUAUGUAUGUACAUGCUGUAACAGAAAUUGAAGUAAAAAGUUCAGAUGAAGCAUUUGAAAUAUUUCAGCGUGGUCAGCGAAGACGAAGAGUUGCUCAUACUGCACUUAAUGCAGAAUCAAGUAGAUCACAUAGUGUUUUCACAAUUCGUCUUGUUCAAGCACCUUUAGAUUGUGAAGGUGAACAAGUUAUACAGGAUAAACGAGUGGUAUGUAUUACUCAGUUAUCAUUAGUGGAUUUAGCUGGUAGUGAAAGAACUAAUAGAACUAAAAAUACGGGACAACGAUUAAGAGAAGCAGGGAAUAUUAAUAAUUCUUUGAUGACCCUACGAUCGUGUUUAGAAAUUUUAAGAGAAAAUCAACUUCAAAGCACAAAUAAAAUGGUACCCUAUAGAGAUUCAAAACUUACCCAUUUAUUUAAAAAUUACUUUGAUGGAGAAGGACAAGUUCGAAUGAUUGUCUGUGUUAAUCCAAGAACAGAUGAUUAUGAUGAAACAAUUCAAGUAAUGAAAUUUGCGGAAAUGACACAAGAAGUUCAAGUAGCUAGACCAACAGUUACAAAAAUAGAUUUUGGUUUUACGCCUGGAAGAAGACAGGCAAAUAAAUUGUUUAAGGAGGCACGUAGUAAAUUGCAAAAAGAAGGACGUCUUGAAGCUGCUGAUUUAGAAAUUGAUGUUGGUUUAGUGUAUAGUUUGGGCGGUCCAUUUCCUGAAUUGGAAAUUAGUUCUCCACGUAAUGAUCAAAUUAUAACUAAUUUAAUGCAUUUUUUGGAACAACGCAUUAAUAAACGGAAUAUAUUACGUACUGAUUUACAGCAAAAACAAAAUGAUCUUAGAAAAAUGUUAAUGACAAUGGAACAAGAUCAUAUGAAUUUAAAGAUUGAAAAUGCAUCUUUAAAAGCAGCUAAUUCACAGCAAAAUAAAAAGAUUUCUGCAUUAGAGGGUCAUUUAUGUAAAACUGAAGAACAAAUUGACAGUUUGCUUCGAAAAUUAAAUCAUGCAAAUGAUACAAUACGUAGUUUACAACAUGAGUUGAAAGAUAGAAAUAUGGUAUUAAAUCAACGUUUAAUAGAUAAACAAAGAGUAAAACAAAAAUACAACACUAAAAUGCAAGUAGAAACUGAUAAAAUGAAUAAAGAAUUAGAAAUAAAAUUACGUCAACAACGUGAACAAUUACAGAAUCAAAUGAAAGAAAAAGAUGAUAAAUUAAGAUUGGUAAAACAAAUCUUAGUUGAUGAUAAUGGUAUUAAUUCUGCUAUUUCCAAAGAUUAUGUGACUCCUACUUCUAAUUAUAUACAAACAACAAAAGGAACAGAUUGUCGAUCACGAAGAGAUAAAGCAGCUACAGCAAAUUUAAGAUAUAGACGUUCACAAAGCGCUGAUAGAUGGGUUGAUCAUAGACCAGGAGCACUUGUUCCUAUAGGAACUGUUCUUCAACCUUUAAUGCGUAGAAGACGUAGCGUUACACGACUUACAGAUCCAAAAGAAAUUACAGAUGGUGUAUCCAGAUAUUGUCUUGUUGCGCAAGAACACGAUACGGAUGGUGAACUUGAGACAAAAUUAUUCAAGGGUGAUAUAAUACCUACUAGUGGAGGAGGUGCACAAGUAAUAUUUAAUGACAUGGAAUGUUUAAAACAAUUAUCUCCAAAGGCAAGAAAACGUAGCGGUCCACAAGAUAUAGAAAAUAUAAAUGAAAUAGGUUCCCCAAAUCAUUCAUCUACUCUUAAAGAAUCCCAUUCCAAACGACCACGAGUUGUAAAUUAAUAAUAAUUGCUAAGAAUAAUGAAAUCAACGUAUUUUUACAGUAUUACAUUUUAUCAAUUUUAUAAUUUAUUAAAGAAAUUCAUCAAAUAAAAAGAUGAACUAUAAAA
Messenger RNA from Apis cerana (Asiatic honeybee), 2805 nucleotides. Its product is annotated as kinesin-like protein KIF23. Gene Ontology annotation, molecular function: ATP binding; microtubule binding; plus-end-directed microtubule motor activity. The record is from RefSeq and is a predicted model, not a curated record. Gene Ontology annotation, cellular component: spindle microtubule; mitotic spindle; nucleus. NCBI's taxonomy places the organism in Eukaryota, Metazoa, Arthropoda, Insecta, Hymenoptera, Apidae. Gene Ontology annotation, biological process: mitotic spindle assembly; spindle elongation; microtubule-based movement.